Molecule: messenger RNA, 1599 nt
Organism: Lepidothrix coronata (blue-crowned manakin)
Lineage: Eukaryota; Metazoa; Chordata; Aves; Passeriformes; Pipridae
Gene: CELF6
Product: CUGBP, Elav-like family member 6
Exons: 12
Coding region: 398-1510 (370 amino acids)
Biological process (GO): regulation of alternative mRNA splicing, via spliceosome; mRNA splice site recognition
Cellular component (GO): ribonucleoprotein complex; nucleus; cytoplasm
Molecular function (GO): mRNA binding
Source: RefSeq, a predicted model, not a curated record
AGCUGGGCGCAGGGGGAGGUCUGAGUGGCACAGGAGCUGGUGCAGGGGGUCACCAGGCACCUCAUAAUGGGCAUGUGGCAAUGCCAAGGAUGGCAAAACCCCCUUUUGGGGGUGUCCAGAGGCCGGGGCGGUUUCUCCCCAGUGUGGUGCAGCAGCCCUGGGGUAGGUUAAGCCAGUCCCCGAGGCCUGACAUUUAUAAACAUCAGCCGCUCCCGGGGAAUCAAUACAGUUUAAUAACCGGCGAGCGGAGACGGGAGACACAUCAAAAUGACACUCUGCGGCUCCGUAAAUGUUAUUCUAAAUCAUCCUCGCUGGGUUUAUUGCAUUAAGCACACAGCAGCGGGCACGGGAAAUUUAUUCCAGCAAAGGCCAUCACGCUGGGAAAUAGGGCUGGCGGAUGAACCGCCCCAUCCAGGUGAAGCCGGCCGACAGCGAGGGCCGAGGAGAAGACAGGAAGCUCUUUGUGGGCAUGCUGGGGAAGCAACAGAGUGAGGACGAUGUCCGCCGCCUCUUUGAGCCCUUCGGCCAAAUCGAGGAGUGCACCAUCCUGCGAGGGCCUGAUGGAGCCAGCAAAGGUUGUGCCUUUGUGAAAUAUGGGAGCCAUGCCGAGGCACAGGCUGCCAUCAACAGCCUGCACGGCAGCCAAACCAUGCCGGGCGCCUCGUCCAGCCUGGUGGUGAAGUUUGCGGACACGGAUAAGGAGAGGACCCUGCGUCGGAUGCAUCAGAUGGCGGGGCAGCUGGGCAUCUUCAACCCCAUGACCAUCCAGUUUGGCGCCUACGGGGCCUACACACAAGCGAUCAUGCAGCAGCAGGCAGCCCUGAUGGCAGCUGCCCAGGGCACUUGCCUCAACCCCAUGGCCGCCAUCGCCGCCGCCCAGAUGCAACAAAUGGCCGCCUUCAACGUCAGCGGGCUGGUGGCUGCCCCCCUCACCCCCUCUUCAGGUACGAGCACCCCUCCGGGGAUCAGCACGGCGCCGGUGCCCAGCAUUGCCGCGCCCAUCGGCGUGAACGGCUUCAGCCCCCUGCCACCCCAGACCAACGGGCAGCCCGCCUCCGACACCAUCUACACCAACGGCAUCCACCCCUACCCAGCUCAAAGCCCCACGGUGGCAGACCCCCUCCAGCAGGCCUAUGCCGGCAUGCAGCACUAUGCAGCAGCAUAUCCCACUGCCUAUGCUCCCAUCAGCCAAGCCUUUCCCCAGCAGGCACCGCUCAUCCCGCAGCAGCAGCGAGAAGGUCCCGAGGGCUGUAACCUGUUUAUUUAUCACCUGCCCCAGGAGUUCGGGGACGCGGAGCUCACGCAGAUGUUCUUGCCUUUCGGCAACGUCAUCUCUGCCAAAGUCUUUGUGGACCGUGCCACCAACCAGAGUAAAUGCUUUGGUUUCGUCAGUUUUGACAAUCCGACGAGCGCCCAGGCGGCCAUUCAGGCCAUGAAUGGCUUCCAGAUUGGCAUGAAGAGGCUAAAAGUCCAGCUAAAGCGGCCGAAAGAUGCCAACAGACCCUACUGACCCCAGCAGAGAGGUCGGGCGUCCCGCGGUGUCUGACGACUUUCCCCUUCCCCAAGUGCAGUAUCCAAACCCGUAACUCUCUUUCUUUG